Molecule: messenger RNA, 1415 nt
Organism: Phialemonium atrogriseum
Lineage: Eukaryota; Fungi; Ascomycota; Sordariomycetes; Cephalothecales; Cephalothecaceae
Product: NAD(P)-binding protein
Exons: 1
Coding region: 147-938 (263 amino acids)
Molecular function (GO): oxidoreductase activity
Source: RefSeq, a predicted model, not a curated record
CGGCACGGUUUGUAUUGAGUAGCUAUAUUUUGAGGGUUAAAGAGAUGUCGUUUCGCAUAACAACCAAGUCAAGCCCGCAAUCUCGACCGUUUUAAGCUUCACUUCACAAUCCAACUUGGCAACAUUUCAAGCGCCAUCCUAUCACCAUGUCGGCACCAACUGGCAAGUACCUCUCCAAGCUCGCCAACAAGCGUGUCCUUGUGCUGGGCGGCACCUCGGGCAUCGGAUUCGGCGUCGCCGAAGCAGCGCUCGAGCACGGCGCCGAGGUCAUCGUCAGCAACUCCAACCAACCACGCCUCGACGCCGCGCUCGCCCGCCUCAGGACCGCCUACCCGGACGCCAAGAUCCGGGGCUACACCUGUGACCUCUCCGACGCGGCCAACGUCGAGGCCAACGUCGACUCCCUCCUCUCCCGCGCCGCCGCCGACGGCACCAAGAUCCACCACGUCGCCUUCACGGCCGGAGACAGCCUGCCGGACCUGAACCUGGCGAACGCCACCGUGGCGUCCAUCAACGCGGCGAUGGCCGUGCGGUUCGCCGGCGCCGUGAUCCUCGCCAAGCUGCUGCCCCGGUAUAUGGACCUCGACCCGGCGAACUCGCUCACGCUUACGGGCGGGACCAACACGGAUAAGCCGUCGGCCGGCUGGUCCGUGCUUGCCGGGAUUGGUGGGGCGGUCGAGGCUCUGUCGAGGGGGCUGGCCGUGGACCUGAAGCCGGUGCGGGUCAACUUGGUGUCGCCGGGAGCGGUGAAGACGGAGUUGUUCGAGAGGUUCGACACGGAGAUGGGUGGGCAGCUGGAGGCGGCGUAUAAGGCGCACACGACGACGGGGGAGAUUGGGAGGCCCGGGGACGUGGCUGAAGCGUAUAUUUAUCUGAUGAAAGACCGGUUUGCCAGUGGGGCCAUUGUGAACACCAACGGGGGAAGGUUGCUGGCUUAGGGGGCUGGUGCUGCUUGGAGAUGUUGCUGGGUCUGUUACAUGGAUGGAGAGUUCAAGCCCUGUAGAGCUGCUAGUUCUCUCCUCCGCCCUCUCCCCUCCGUUUCGAGACAUGUGUUCAACAACAAUCACAUCAUCGACUUUCCCCUCAACUUCAACUCGACAUUUAGAAAAAGCUCAUCCGAUCGUCCGCUGAACAACAUGCAUUCCCAAAGCUCCUGGGGCUAGGCAAGAUCAAGGCUACAGCAACGGGCCCUGGCGCGAGUUCUGCCUUUUUCAAGUGUAAGUACGCCCGAAAACAGUAAAUAACACUCAACUUCCACGUAAACUCACUCCUUGCGAGACUAAGGGGUGCGCUAAUUAGUAUCGUAUAAUUACUCUUAUUAUAAGAGAGAAAGAUCGAAAUAGCUUUAGCUAAUUAGGUAUAAUUAGCUGAUGCUCAUCCGUCUUUGCAUCAUAUCCUUCAAUCCCAGUUACGAU